CAUUAAAAAGACGAGCUGUAGCUGUACAUAUUGCAAAAGUUUCAAAAUUUCAUCCAGAUAAUGGGAGCGAUAUCAGAAAGAUGUUAGAGAGCCAAAGAAAAUCAUUUCGAGAAUUGCUUGAAAAGGAGUUUGAUAAACAUGACAAACCGGAUAAUAAGGAAAAAGAUAAGAAAAAGAACUCGCGAACGGACUGGCUUAGAAAUAAGCAAAUUAUAGUAUAUAAUCGAUCAGAAAUAGAUGAUUAUUUAAGUAAUGCAUUCGAACAAAUAUUGUUUCAAGUAGAGGAGAGAGGAG
Messenger RNA from Acaulospora morrowiae, 294 nucleotides. The record is from the annotation of a GenBank genome assembly. Lineage: Eukaryota; Fungi; Glomeromycota; Glomeromycetes; Diversisporales; Acaulosporaceae.